AUGUACAGACCCGCACCGCCUCGACCGAAGAAGACCAGCAUAGUCCGCUCGCGUACAGGCUGCAAGCUAUGUCGCCAGCGCCGUGUCAAAUGUGAUGAAACUAAGCCAUCAUGCGGGGCAUGUACCCGGGCAGGCAAGGCCUGCGAACAAGUGUCACCAAGCUUCAGCUUCAACAAUCGAACUGCCUCUGUGCACAGAGCUGUAUCGAAGCCCCUUCAGCAUGUGCGAUGGCAGCCAUUCUACAAGUCUACUUCACCAUCCAGUUUGCGGGUAUACGAAGCUAGCGGAGCAACCCGCAAGUCGGAACAGGUGGUCCCGUUGAGCGUCUGCAAAGCACAAACCCAAGAAGAUCCUGACCGAGAUGUAGAUGAGUUGCGAAGACUUGCCUCGGCUGAGUCUUUCCUGCACAUCGACACUGUGAUUGAUUUCAGAAUCGUCGAAAGUGAAUACUUCUACCUGAACUACUGGGAAAGCUCAUGCAUCGAUGCUCUGGGCCGUCUCUUCCACGGCAUCAACUCCAUCCUUCACACAGAUAAUGUUUUAAAACACUCCCUGCUUGCCUUGGCAUCCUGCAACGUCAGCCGACGCUCUCCGGAGGGCCACACAAAUCAGGGCAGACUAAUCAUCUUGCCCAAUCGUACUCAUCAACUAUCCAGCCAGCGGUACUACAGUUUUGCGGUUGGCGAAACUGCAAGAACCUUACAAGCAAAGGCUGCAUCGUCGCCAUUGACAACCUUGGCCAUACUGGUGCUCUUCUGCUUCAUGGAGACAGCUAUGGGAAACUUCCGAGGGUUCGGAUGGCAUUGCCAGGGAAUUGCCCAGAUAAUUGAUCUGCAGCUUCCACACCUAUCUAAAGACGCACUUGGCAAGGAACUCAUUGCCGCCUGGCUUGCAUCAAGGCUCCAUAUGUGGUGGCGCAGAAUGUACUUCACCACGUUUGCUCUCCAACUCAGCCAAAGGUCGCUCUCUGUUUCACCGCAAUUGACGCAGGUGCUGCGGACAAUUGAUGCUCAGAAAACUCUGCUUGUAUCCAUUCUGUGCGAGUCGCACCGGCUGAACACGAUCGCCACUCUUCAGGUCUUAUCAGAAACCUGUGCGCGAAGCCUGGCUGCCUGCACCGUCGACGAAUGCAUGUCAUCAUUGGAGGCAGAAGGGCAAAAGCUUGACGAGUGGCAUUCUCGCCUCGAUCCGUCUCGGCUCCCCUUUGAUGUGCUGCCCCAACCUCCGCAUGGCCGUUUUUCUGAGAUCGAAUUUCCACUGUUAUUUCAUUCCUACGAGGCAGCAGUCAACUAUGCAUACUACAGUGCAGCGCGGAUUAUGCAAUGCACAGCAGUACUCUAUCCUAGAGUAGAGUCCGACGAAGACCAAGAAACUCGGCCACGAAAGCACCAAGCCGUCACUACAUCCUGGAUGACCAUCCUGCUUCGUACUGUCGCAGGCUUGGAUAUUAUCGAGUGUGCUAGCAGAAAUACCUAUUCUAUCGGUAUUGCGAGCUUACUUCUGGCUUGCAUCCUCAAGUGUGAUGAUCUCACAUGCGGAUUGCAAGUACAGGAUUGGCUGCAAAAGUGCGUUGACCUCGCGAUCCUUGAAGAGGGAAGCUUUCCGAUCGCACAAACCCUGGGUGCUGUCCGCAUCAUCAAUGAGGAACGUGUCGCUGGAAGGGAUGUCUACGCGAUUGGUUUGUUGGAAGAUGACGGCGGUGGGUCGGGAAAGUAUUCGUCUUACAACAGUCAAAGGUUCCGGGACUUUGUCAUUUUAGGACGGAUGAGGGUGGAUGACUCAAUAUACUCCAAGAAUAUUAGUAUAAGAUCAGGCUGA
Aspergillus brunneoviolaceus CBS 621.78 is the source of this 1818-nucleotide messenger RNA. Its product is annotated as Zn(II)2Cys6 transcription factor domain-containing protein. Gene Ontology annotation, biological process: positive regulation of transcription by RNA polymerase II. The coding region runs from base 1 to 1818 and encodes 605 amino acids. NCBI's taxonomy places the organism in Eukaryota, Fungi, Ascomycota, Eurotiomycetes, Eurotiales, Aspergillaceae. The transcript is spliced from 2 exons. Gene Ontology annotation, cellular component: nucleus. Gene Ontology annotation, molecular function: transcription cis-regulatory region binding; zinc ion binding; DNA-binding transcription factor activity, RNA polymerase II-specific. The record is from RefSeq and is a predicted model, not a curated record.